This is a messenger RNA of Phyllotreta striolata, 1496 nucleotides long. The record is from the annotation of a GenBank genome assembly. NCBI's taxonomy places the organism in Eukaryota, Metazoa, Arthropoda, Insecta, Coleoptera, Chrysomelidae.
AAUUUCAAAAUGAAUCCGCGCGAGGAAAGGUCGAUCGUCGAGACAGAAGAAGUCAAAUACGUGCCUAAAAAUGUCCACAACAAACCGGACACUUUAUUUUUGUAUUUCACGGUACUAACAGGCACAUCUCUAACGCUCACCGGCAGCUCCGGCUACGCCUGGCCCUCCUCGGUACUCCCCCACCUCCUAUCCAACGACACCCACGCCAAUCCCCUACCCGCACCCAUCACCACCAUCGAAAUAUCCACCAUGACCAGCCUGCCCAUCCUGGUGGGCCUCCUCGGCUGCGCCGCCGCCCCCCGCCUGGCCCUCCACCUCGGCAAAAAACGCCUCCUCCUGCUCGACGGCCUGGCGAUGCUCCUCAGCAUCGUCUGCACGGCCUUCGCCCGCAGCGUCUCCUUCAUGGUGAUCUGCAGGUGUCUGUUCUUCCUCUGCCACACCGGCUCGGUCUCCAUCGUGCCCGUCUACGUGACGGAGCUCUGCGAGAACCACAACAGGGCCAAGUUCAGCUCCCUCGCCGCCGUCUUCAUGCCGGUGGGCCAGCUGAUGAGCUACGUGAUGGGGCCGCAUUUGGGCUACAGGGCGUUCACUUUAGCCUCGGCUGCACCGUUGGUGGUGUUCUUGGGGCUGAUGGGGUUCACCGCGGAGACUCCCGAGUAUUUGCUGGCUUCGGGUAGAAGGAGCGAGUGUUUGGAUGCUUUAAAGAGGCUGAGGGGGAACAAGGAGGCGAAGGAAAUCGCGUUGGAUUUGGAGGAGAUCGAAGGUAGUUUGUUGGAGAAGAAAGCUGGAGUUGGUACCGGUAAAAUUGGUGUGGUGGCGUUGCUGAGGAAUAGAAACGCUAGGUUGGGUAUUGUAUUGGCGUUGGUUCCUGCGAUUUUGCACCAUUGUUGCGGCGAUUCGGCGAUUUCCGCGUUUUUGGGGCCCAUUUUCCAAUCGGCCGGUACCGAUAUAUCCACUGGACUAGCCACUGCUAUAGUCGGAGUAGUUCGAAUAUUCGGCCUGGUGAUUUCUUCGUUUGUAGUAGAAAGAAGAGGAAGGGUAUUCCUGCUGGUGAGCUCCGCUUUGGGCUGCGCUCUAUUCUACAUACUCAUCGGAUUGUAUUUCUAUUUGAAAAAAACCGGCGCUGCGAUCGUGCACGACGUCCAGUGGCUCCCUCUGGUGGGCGUCGUGGGGUACGUGGUGGCGUUUUCGAUGGGUUUGGGACCGCUGCCGAACACCAUCAUGGGGGAGCUGUUUUGCACCGAUCUCAGACCCACGGCGGUGUCCGUUAUUUUGGCCGUGGUGACGGUGUCGUUGUUCGGUUUGAAUUUUUUGUUUCCUUUGAUCACCGAGUACGCCGGGAUGCAUUUCUCCAUGUGGAUGUUCGCUUUCAAUUCGCUGUUUGGGGCCGUUUGCGUCUAUUUGUUUCUGCCGGAGACCGCCGGAAAGAGCAUUGCGGAGAUUCAAAGCGCGUUAGAAAACUAUCGGAUUAAAUUGAAACGCUGAUAGAUGGUUUU